CCAUUUCGCAGAUCUCACACUCCAAAUACGCGCUCUUGUCCUCCCACCCCCACCUCCCCCCCUACUCCGAACUCGGCAUGUCAACUCACCCCACCGGGUCGCAACUCGCCACCACAGCACCGACCUCCCCCUCCUGCUCGAGUGACUCAGAGAAGGCAUGGCACCUCCUGUCUCUCCUCCUCUCGCUCGGUCGCCCGUCUAGCCCUCUCGAGCUCGCCUCCAAAUGCGAACUCUUCCCCACGUCGCCCGAUCUCAUCCGCCACCUCUGCGACGUCCCGAGCUCCCCGAUCCAUCUGACGGACGACCUCUUCGUCACGCUCUCGUUCGCCACCCUAAUCUCGCUCGCUCAGUUCCUGACGAACUCGAAUCUGGUCAGCUUCUUCUGCUCGCCUCGGGUCGAGAGGCCGUGCUUCAGGAAGAGGAAGGGGAGCAUUCUAGAGUGUGAGAGUCUGCCGCCGGUGAAGAGGAGAGCGAAUUCGGAAAGUUACGUGGAUGAGAAAGUCUAUCCAGAUAUAAGAAAGGGCAGGAGUUGCUGUCCCUUCUUGUGCUUGCCUGGGGGGAAUCAAGAUGGUUGUAGAAAGGUUCAUUUACGUAUUAACAAAGACAAAGUCUGGACAAUAAACAUAGAGCAAAGUAAAGUGUCAGACAUGCGAAGCAAUCUGAUAACUACUCCUUGGCUGUUUGUCAAUGCUACCAGGAGACAGUUAGGCCGGCCUCCAAAUGACACUGGCCAUAAAGGUCAAGAUGAUACACUAAUGUCCUUUGCAAGGGAAAAGGCGCAGAAAGAUGUAGUUAUGUUGAAUUACCCGAAUUGUUCCUGCAAAGCUGAAGAAAUUUCGGACAUAUCAAAGAUUGAAACAUCCAGAAAUGUGGUGCCACCUAUACCUUAUCUAGUGCCAAAUGUUUCCCAUAGAGCAUUGGGAAAUCCUUUUGUGUGCAUAGAAACAACUGCUGACAAAAUAGAUUCCACUGAAAAUGAAGACUUCAGUCAAGCAUUUUGUGAAGGGGUGAAUCAAGAAAAAAUGUUACUGAAUGAGGCUGAAAAUACGGAUCAUGCUCUUGAGGGAACAAGUACACCCACUAACAAUGAAAGAAACAUGGCAGAUGGUCAAAAAGAAGUAUCAGCGAGUUCUGUCAGACUUAUAAGAGACAUAGAGGAGACUAACAUGGCAUUUGAUGCUGCUCCGUUGGACAGACCAUUUGAAACAGAAUUUAAGUGGAAGUCUGAGGUAAAUUGUCUCGACAAGAGACGUUCUAUCAGGAGCAAACCUUCCCUUCCGGAAGUUGAGCUUUCUGGAAUGCAGAAUCUUUUGUCAAAACCUUCUGCCAAGAUGAAAACCAGUCACAAGGAUGCAGGGUCUCCGAGUAUGCAAGCUCUCUCAAAAUCUUUAGAGCAUCGAAAAGCCGUUCAAACUUCGAAGGAGAAAGAACAGGUGAAAAGAGGUCAGAAAUUGAUCAAUUUGAAGAAGCAAGCAAAGAAUGGUCAGAUUGGCAUGUGCUAUCAGGAGAGGAAGGGAACCUCCACUUCUGUAUCUCUUAAAGUUCAAUUGGGGACAAAAAUACUGCCCGAUUUUGAAUCUUACAUUGUGGAAGAGGAGGAAGGUUCAGGUGGUUAUGGCACUGUUUAUAGAGCACGCAGGAAAGAUGAUGGGAGUACCGUUGCCAUUAAAUGCCCUCAUCCAAAAGUACAUCAGCACCACAUAAAUAAUGAGCUCAAGAUGCUGGAAAAAUUCGGGGGGAAAAACUGCGUAAUAAAGUAUGAAGGCAGCUUCAAGAAUGAAAAUUCCGAUUGCUUUAUUCUGGAGUACGUAGAACAUGACAGACCUGAGGUGCUCAAGAAAGAAAUAGAUGUUCUCCAGCUACAGUGGUAUGGCUAUUGCUUGUUCAGAGCACUUGCUAGUCUUCAUAAGCAGGGAAUUGUUCACAGAGAUGUGAAACCAGGCAACUUCCUUUACUCUUCCAAGGCUAACAAAGGUUAUCUUAUUGAUUUUAACCUUGCCAUGGAUCUUCAUCAGAAGUAUGGAAGCAAAAACAAAUUGAAGUUGGGGAAUAAGCACAUGGAAGAUUUCCACCCUCCUACAUUUCAGAAUGCAAAAUCUCUUACUCCAACUAAGAGUGGGAAGUCCACGAGGGCUAAAUCUUUGAGCACACUCAAGCUGGCGCUGGAGGAGGUAAAGGGUUCAAAGUCACCUGUAGAUCCCAAGAACUUGAAAAGAAAGGUUGUGGACCAGAAGAAGUAUUAUUUAGCUAGUUGCCAUACAAUAAGGAGCCAAGGUCCAGAUGGUUCAGGCAUAACCUCUACCAAGGAUUUGACUAGCGCUAGUACCCCUUCAGCCAAAAGGCUGCGGGAACCUUUGCCACGGCAUGGUCGGAAGGAGCUUAUAAGCCUUUUGCAUGAUGGGAUGCACAUGAAUCAUGAAGCAUCCAGCGUUCCAGCUACUCUGAGAAAAAGGGUAGCUGCUCCUCCCAGCAAAUCAGAAGGAAAGCUACGUAUCAUCUCCCCAAUGCCUCUUCAUUCAAGAGGUGUUGCUGUUUCUGGUGCUGGCUUGAGGAGUAAGGGUGAUCAUGGUAAAGAAGGGCCUUGUGUAGGGACCAAGGGCUUUAGGGCUCCAGAGGUCUUGUUGAAAUCUCCACAUCAAGGAACCAAGCUUGACAUUUGGUCAGCUGGGGUCACCUUGCUCUAUCUAGUGAUUGGAACAUCGCCCUUUCUUGGCGAUCCAGAGCAGAACAUAAAGGAAAUAGCAAAAUUGAGGGGCAGUGAAGAUCUAUGGGAGGUUGCGAAGUUACACGACCGUGAAUUGUCAUUUCCCGUGGAUCUUUAUGACACACAGUCCUUGGCCUCACUGAAUCUGCGUGAUUGGUGCCAAAAAAACACAAAGAGGCCCAAUUUCCUCGAGGUGCUCCCGCAAUCACUGUUUGAUCUUGUGGACAGAUGCUUGACAGUGAACCCAAGAGCGAGGAUCAGUGCAGAGGAAGCUCUGAGGCACGAGUUCUUCGCACCAUGCCAUGAUGAACUGAGAAAGCAGAAGCUACACAGACUGGGUUCAACCAAGAUUCGGGAAUGAGCCCUCGCAUCCAAAGAAACGAUAAUCAACCGCGCAACGUCCCCUCAAAAGCUAGAUAAGUUGGUUGUGCUAGACAAGUUGGUUAAAUGACUUUUCUCUUGUGAUAUGACGCUCGCUUGAAGCUUUCCCCUAAUCCAGCUCCGGUCUCCUAGCUUUUCCAAGAUAAGUAUCCAUUGUUAGAUGUUGUACAAAGAUGUAACAUUUAAUUUCCUUUCCAUUCUUUUGUAAAUCGUGAGAUGCUCGAGCUGUCAUAACUAAACAUUAUCUGAGUCGACUGUG
Molecule: messenger RNA, 3344 nt
Organism: Rhodamnia argentea
Lineage: Eukaryota; Viridiplantae; Streptophyta; Magnoliopsida; Myrtales; Myrtaceae
Product: serine/threonine-protein kinase ppk18
Exons: 15
Coding region: 78-3065 (995 amino acids)
Biological process (GO): mitotic DNA damage checkpoint signaling; protein phosphorylation
Cellular component (GO): nucleus
Molecular function (GO): ATP binding; protein serine/threonine kinase activity
Source: RefSeq, a predicted model, not a curated record